CCAUGGCAUCAGGGCUGUGAAGGAUUGGGGAGGAUCCCAUGGGGUUGGGGCUGUGCAGGAUUUGGGGGUGGAUCCCAUGGGAUUGGGGCUAGACAGUGGUGGGGGAUCUGCUCCCCGCUGUGCCACAGGACCCCGGAUCCCCCCAGCUCCAACCCCAGCUGCACCCCAACCCCCUCCUCAGCAGGGAUCUGCUGCCCCGCACGGAUCCAACCCCCCCAGGGAGGGAUCCACCGCCCGCAGCCGCCUUUCAGGGAUCCACUCCCCACCCCCCAGCCCGGGAUCCCCCCCUAUCCCUCCGGCUGGGGGCUCGAUCCCGGUGCCCACCGUCCCCCCGCCGCCCCCCGCAGGUGCCGGAUGCCCCCCGGCCGGUUGCCCGCGGCGCUGCCCCGCGCCAUGCGCCUCGUCCGCUUCCAGAGCCCCGGGGGGGCCGAGCCCCGGCUGGGGCUGGAGGAGGAGGAGGGCGGGGGCUUGGUGGACCUCAGCGAGGCCGAGCCCUCGCUGCCCCGCUCCAUGCGGGCCUUCCUGGAGACCGGCGAGCACGGCCUGGCCGCGGCCCGCAGAGCGCUGGCCUCGGGCCAGCACCGCCUGCCGAGGGCGGGGGUGCGGCUGCUGGCCCCCAUCGGUGACCCCGAGAAGGUGAUCUGCGUGGGGCUCAACUACCGCGACCACUGCCUGGAGCAGGACGCCAAGGUGCCCAAGGAGCCCCUCAUCUUCAGCAAGUUCCCCAGCGCCAUCGUCGGGCCCUUCGAUGACAUCGUGCACCCGGCCGAGAGCAGCGAGGUGGACUGGGAGGUGGAGCUGGCUGCAGUCAUCGGGAAGACGGGGCGGCACAUCCAGGAGUCGGCGGCGCUGGAGCACGUCGUGGGCUUCACCGUGGCCAACGAUGUCAGCGCCCGGGACUGGCAGAUGCGGAGGAACGGGAGGCAGUGGCUGCUGGGGAAAACCUUCGACACCUUCUGUCCCCUGGGGCCGGCCAUUGUCACCAAGGACUCGGUGACAGACGUCCACAACCUGAGCAUCCGCUGCAGCGUCAACGGGCAGCUGAUGCAGAGCAGCAGCACCAAGCAGCUCGUCUUCAGGCUGCCCCAGCUCAUCGCUUGGGUCUCCCGGUUCGUCACGCUGCGCCCCGGGGACGUGCUGCUCACGGGGACCCCUCCGGGUGUGGGGGUUUUCCGGAAGCCCCCCGUGUUUCUCAAGCCAGGCGACGAGGUGCGCUGCGAGAUCGAGGAGCUGGGCAGCAUCUGCAACAAGGUGGUGUGAGGACCGAGCCCCCCCCCGCUUCGACCGAGCCCCCCCCGGGCCUCGCCGUGCCGCAGCGGCGUUCAAUAAAUCCGCACGAGGAGGA
Molecule: messenger RNA, 1345 nt
Organism: Oxyura jamaicensis (ruddy duck)
Lineage: Eukaryota; Metazoa; Chordata; Aves; Anseriformes; Anatidae
Product: fumarylacetoacetate hydrolase domain-containing protein 2-like
Exons: 7
Coding region: 355-1260 (301 amino acids)
Molecular function (GO): hydro-lyase activity
Source: RefSeq, a predicted model, not a curated record